AAGCACCAGGCCAACUGUUGUGCUCUGAGCCUCCUUCAUUAGUCUCUCAGCUUUGAGGACUGUAGCUGUGUCCUAGUAACUCUUUUAAACUGUUCUCUGAGGGAUGCCUUAUCCUUUGUCUUCAGGUUAUAAAUUUUGUCACAAUCCUGACUUGUUGGAAGAUCUCCAUCUAACUAACCAUGUGACUUCUAAGACACCACACCAGUGAUGAUUUACAGGCGCCCUCGCGGUUCAGCCAUUCAACAGGACCCGAGUUUACAGGAACAGCGAACCGAGCAGCGGAGCGCAGCGCCCGGCGAGCGCGCUUACCGCGGACCGGCAGCUGAAAGCACGGGACGCGCUGCACAAGUCUGGGCUCUUUUCCGCACAAACCAGCAUGGACCGGCGGUAGACCUAUGGCCUCACCGAGGCACAAAAUCCCGUCUUUUAAUUACGCGAGAAUUCCCGAAUUUGAAUGUGUUGUAGAUGUUUGGGAGGCGUCGCGGUGGCAUUUCUUGUCGCCGUGGUGUCUCCACUGCUGCUGGAAUGUACCACAACAUGUCAGGUGGUAAAUCAAACUGGUUACGUGGGGGGACGCUGCCCUGUGAAGCUGACCUCAGUCAGGUCCCAUGGGUCUGGGGGGAUUUACUCAGAAUGCGUCACCAUCAGUGUUUGGAUGAAGGCUGACGACCUCUCGAAGGCACCAAGGAUUAAAAUCCUCUCCCCUCCCGACCUCAGCAAGAUAUUUAGGCUGACAGAAGGAGGGAAUAGGGACAGAAAUAAAACAAAAAAGAGUAACAAUGAAAGCAAACAGCGUGAAACCAGAGUCAGGUGUGGCAGGGGCGGCAUGCAGCUGUCGCGACAUAUCAACACCAGUUUUGCUCUGUUGGUUCACGAUUGUGUCAGUGCUGAGGCGGGAGGUGUUGUUUCUGUGUCCUACAACACAGCAUCCACCAGCUGCAGCGUCAGUUACACCGUGCCGGAUCCCGUACCGGACUUUGAUCUGUCUGUGAAUCUGUCGUCUAAAUCCAUUGCCGUCACUGUGGAGCCUGGAGACAAAGUCCACACCAGGUGGUGUUACCAAAGUGGAGGGGGAUGCAUCGGCGGACAACAUUCCCCUCAAACUACUAUUGAUCCGUCGCACUCUCGAUCAGCUCUUCUUCACGUCCCUUACAUGCUGCCCUGUGUCUGCGUGCAGGUUUAUUACACCUAUACUGAUUCCCGUCGACACUUAAAGUGCCCGUUUCAAAACCAAAGCCUCGCAGAUGUCAGAGAUCUUUGGCUCUCCUCAGAAGUCAAGCCACUUGAGUCCAGUGUCAAGUUUGAAUCAGUGUGUCCAGCCAGCAACCUGAAGAUCUCUGCCUCCCUCUGCUGGAGGCAACACGAACACCUCUGCACACCUGUGCUCAACUCCACGCUGGAGGAGACAGGAGAGGACUUGACAUUCAGCACAACUGCGGUGGACAGACACCCUCAGAUGUGUGUGCAGUUUUCUCUACGAGGCAGCCAUCAUGUCUCUUGCCCAUUCCAGGCUGAUAUGUCCACAUGGGAGGUGUAUAUCGGACCCGGCAGGCAGAGCGUGUCUUUGUUUCUCACCUCUUCUGUUCCAGCAGAGUUCUCAGCUCAGCUCUGUGUUCUUAAUGAGAGCGGAUGUUCAGUCAUGGGGGAGGUCCACUCAUCAACAACGGAUGGGAACACCACUGAGACGAGGAUAAAUGUGCCUCUUCACUCUCUCGCUGAGAAGCCGUGUCUGCAGGUGUGGCAGUCAGAUCCUCCUCUUCAAGGUGCAAGAAUUCUUUGCCCAGACUACACGCACAGCAGAUGUGGCUUAUAUGCUGUGACAGCUCUGAUAUUUGUGGUUAUUGCUACGUUGUUGGGAGUUUUCAUCCACCGUCUUACCAAGAGUGGAGCUGCAGGUUGGCUCUGUAUCCAGAAGCCAGUGUUGCUGGUGUGCUCAUCAGAGCAGCCAGCCCAUGUCUCUGCUGUCUGUGCAUUAGCCUCAAUCCUGCAGGGGGAGCUAAGCGCCACAGUACAUAUGGUUUUGUGGGCCAUGAGCUCAGCGCAGGCCGGAGCCGGCUCUGGAGUGGCAGAUCUGGGUCCACUUCCCUGGCUGUACGGGCAGUGGGAAGCUGUGCGCAAGGCACAAGGAAAAGUGCUGAUUGUUUGGAGUCCCGAAGCCAAGACGUCCUAUGAGAAGUGGAGGGAGGAGAGAGCAAGCGUGGAUAAAAAUGAGAGAGAAAAGAAAGAUCACAGCAAAGCCGAGGUGAAACAUGAGAAAAUAAGAGUAGAGGUGGAAGAGGAUUCGAAAGUAAACGGAAGAAAGCUGGGAAAAUGCAAAAAGGAGAAAACAGUGGUCAAGAAAGAGUUAGUUAAAUUAUGUGAUGAUAAGGACUGGUACCCCCAGAGUGAACCCUCUGCAGUGAUAGCACCAGUGUUUAUGGCUGCUUUGGCCUGCCUACAGGGGGCGCUGCAGGGGAGCAAAGGUCAAGGAGUGGUCCUUGUCUACUUCCAGGGCCUCUGCCACAGCAGAGACAUCCCAAAGGCCUUCAGAGGAGUCCCUCGGUACUGCUUACCGCAGGAUUUCAGGGGUUUCAUACAGGAGCUGGGAGGGAUGAGAAGACAAACAAAGACUGGUAAAUCCAGCUGGCACUGCUGGCCCAGACUGCUCUCAAAAGUGCUGUCAAUAUGGCUGGCACGGCAGCUAACCCAGAGACUUCAAACACUGCUGCCUCAGAUGCAAGGAAAGAGCAUGCAAGGGCAGAGCGUCACGUCGUCGCUGAAGAUGAUGUCAGAUCAGACGCAGAGCAGGCUCAUGUUGCCACUGGAAGCCGACACGGCGAGGCCAGGAACUGCGCAAGAGCACGAGACUCUUUGCGGGUCACCAUGGAGAGCAGAGAGGCUUUAAUCUCAGGUUUCACGUGUCUGAUGGGGACAGACUUUUGUUCUGGAAACACGAUAUGCACAUGAGACACAGGAGCUGGCGUUCCAUUCUAAACCCUCAGUGCCAAUCACAAAAUGUUUUCAUUAAUUUAACGCCAUCUUGUCAAAAAUGCCGCCACUUGUUUUGUAUAUUAAGAAGAGAAAUACUCCGUCUGGUCUCCUGCAUUUCUGAUGCUGUAGUGACUGAAGCCAUAGUGGACACCUGUCUUAUCUCUGUACAUACGAUAACCAGUAUGGAAAUCUGGUUGCAAAUUAUACCUCAACUUUCCUCAUGAAUGCAUUUAAUGUUUGACCGUGUUGCAUGCAACAAACCGUGUUGCUGCUGUUUACAGGAACUUUCAAAUUUGCAUAGGAUUUUCUAAGCACAGGUGGCGUGCCAAAGCUGUCCGAGGAUUUUCGGGUGAAAAGAGGAAAUGACUUUCUAUUGAAAUGGGUUUUACUAUUUGGCAGUUAAGAUAAGUGUUUGUGCGUUCAGGAGUUUUACAUAUUGUACAACCCCGAUCCCACAAAAAUCGGGACACUGUGUAAAACAAAAAUUAAACAGAAUACAGUAAUCUGCAAGCAAACUGUGUUUACUGACAACAGUUUUACGAAGCGUUCCUCGGCUCAUGUAGUAACAUCCUUUAUCCAAUUAUGU
This is a messenger RNA of Chelmon rostratus (copperband butterflyfish), 3556 nucleotides long. RefSeq lists its product as uncharacterized. Bases 455 to 2884 code for a protein of 809 amino acids. Gene Ontology annotation, molecular function: interleukin-17 receptor activity. NCBI's taxonomy places the organism in Eukaryota, Metazoa, Chordata, Actinopteri, Chaetodontiformes, Chaetodontidae. The record is from RefSeq and is a predicted model, not a curated record. The transcript has 18 exons.